Penicillium bovifimosum is the source of this 864-nucleotide messenger RNA. RefSeq lists its product as uncharacterized. The record is from RefSeq and is a predicted model, not a curated record. Lineage: Eukaryota; Fungi; Ascomycota; Eurotiomycetes; Eurotiales; Aspergillaceae. The coding region runs from base 1 to 864 and encodes 287 amino acids. The transcript has 2 exons.
AUGCAUCCGGAACUACCGCAGUUGGCAUGGAAACUGAUCUUCCUCCCAUCGUUCGAGGCUAUCGCACCGCAAGGCGCCCGAAGAGCCCGUCCCUGUGUGCAGCAAAGGCCUAUCGGCCUUGGUAUAUGGCUCCUCAAGGGACUCUUGAGGGGCUUCGAGUGGGCGUACUUCAGAGUAGAUGAUUGCGUCCGACGAUGCUGUGAGCGUUGGGUGAAUCAGGAAGAGACUGCUGCUGCACCUUCUCAUCAUGCUUCUGCCAAGGAAGAUGGCGUCAGCGCCGAGCUUCUCGGGACCGGCGCCGCUGCCGCCCCCGCUACUGUUCUCGCGGGUGCCGGCGUGGCUGCCGUUGCCGCUCACCAGGAUUCCGUGACCGCACCCGAAUCAUCGACAGAUUGGGAGGAUCCCAAGGCCGAGGCCCAGCCCACAGACAGCGAGCCAACACCGUUCUGUCUUUCCAACCAGCAAUCUGUCAUAUCGAUCGAAACUAUUCCGGUUCUUGCAGUCUUGCAGGCGGGUACGAAGCUCUUCUCGGCACACUGGGCCAGUCCUCCACGGCGAAGCUGGCCACAUAAGGCUCGCAACCACCGGUCGAGGCCGUCGAGCCAACCCAACCCGCCGAAACCAGCGAGAGAAUCACUGAGUCCGUUGCCAAUGCAUCCGACGCCAAGCCUGCUGCCGACAGCAACCUUGCGCCAAAGCAGAAUGAUGAGGAUUCUCGUCCUACCAGUCAGAAUCGGUCGGUUCCAGCUGUUUCUCUCAAAGGGUGCAACAGACAGCUGGCUAAAAGCAAUCCUGCAUACCGUGUUUGUCAAUUGCCUUGGAGGGCUAUUUGCACCUUUCUGGCGUAACAAGGCCCCCAAAUAA